AGGAAGGUGCCGCGGCCCCUCCCCGCUGCCGUGGAGCAGCAGCGGCGGCGGCCCCGCUUCCCCCGCGGGACUGCGCGGGGGACACGGUCCCGCCCCGGGGGCGGUCGGGGGCGGCCGGCCCGUCCCCUUUAAGCGGCGCGGCGGAGGGUCCCGCCCGCUCAUUUCCGAGCACGCAGGAAGUGCAGGCGGGCUCCGCGCCGGCCCGCGCGGUUCUGUCUUCAUUUUGCUGACUCAAACCACAGAUUCCAAGGAAAGGAGGGGAAGUGGAAGAAAAUACUCAAGUGCCAGAGGAAAAGCAAGACUAGCCAAUGAAAAUUAUUAUUACUAAACUGUAGAAUUCUCUCACACAUAGUGGGGGGAAAAAUUGCUGUCUGUUCAAAGCUUACAAAAUUACUUUUGCAGAUUUCCUUUACAAAACUUCAAAUAAGCUAGGCCACUUCAACUAGGGCUGAAUUAGGAAAUGGAAAUAUGAUUCCUUGCUGGUGUCUUCAGUCUUCCUCUGCCUUUGCAGGUUCUUUUUGUUUGGGGUAGGAAAUCCUGAACAAAUUGUAUGGCGUCAGCCAGACUUACGGUUGAUGGUUAUGGAUGACACAGGAACUUCAGAUUUACGUCUCUGCAAUGACACCUGAUUAAGGCAAAGCUUGAAAACUGCUCAUCUGCUAUGUUACCAGAACUUGUAGUAGCUAUUACAGUUGUGAUUUCUCUCUAAGAUUUGAAGUCUGGGGUGAUGUCCCCUGGAAAGCAAGAGCAGAUAAGUAAUCUUUUAGGAUUGGAAGCAGAAAUAAUAUGAGAAUGCCCAGAAGAGGCUUAGUAAUUCAAGCCAGGACUCGUUGGCUAUUGGUGGGCCUUGCUUUGCUGUUCAGUUUAGUCUUGCUCAUGUAUUUGCUGGAGUGUGCUCCACAAACAGAUGGCAAUGGAUCUCUGCCUGGUGUUGUAGGUGAAAGCAUGGGUAAGGAGUACUAUCAAGCUCUCUUGCAGGAACAAGAAGAGCAUUAUCAAAACCGAGCUACCAGUCUGAAACGUCAGAUUGCCCAGCUAAAGCAAGAGCUUCAGGAAAUGAGUGACAAAUUGAAGUCCCUGCAGGAAAAAAAGAGCCCGAAGAUCAAUGGUAUGAACUACCAGGGCACCAAAGAACAAACAUCCAAUGAUCUCCUAGAGUUUCUUCAUUCCCAGAUUGACAAAGCUGAGGUGAGCGUGGGGGCCAAACUGCCUAGCGAGUAUGGAGUCAUUCCUUUUGAAAGCUUUACAUCCAUGAAAGUAUUCCAGCUGGAGAUGGGGCUCACUCGGCAUCCAGAAGAGAAACCUGUUAGAAAGGAUAAACGAGAUGAACUGGUGGAAGUUAUCGAGGCUGGCCUAGAAGUUAUCAAUAAUCCAGAUGAAGAAGAUGGACAAGAUGAAGAUGAUGGAGUAGGAGACAGGCAGCUGUAUAGUGAAAAUGAUUUUAUAGAAGGUUACUAUCGUACAGAAAGAGAUAAGGGGACACAGUAUGAGCUGUUUUAUAAGAAGAUGGAUGGCAUGGAGUACAGGCAUGUCACCUUGUUCCGACCUUUUGGACCCCUCAUGAAAGUGAAGAGUGAAACAGUCGAUAUUUCUAGAUCGAUCAUUAACGUUAUUGUUCCUCUUGCUGGAAGAACUGAGGCAUUUGCACAAUUCAUGCAAAACUUUAGGGAUGUGUGUAUUCAUCAGGAUAAGCGUGUUCACCUCACAGUUGUAUACUUUGGACAAGAUGGUCUAUCAGAAGUAAAAAGCAUCCUAGAAUCUGUAGCUAGAGAAACUGACUUCCACAAUUACACGCUUGUCUCUCUGAAUGAAGAAUUUAACCGAGGCCGAGGACUUGACAUGGGUGCCAGAGCCUGGGAAAAGGGCGAGGUCCUGAUGUUCUUCUGUGAUGUUGAUGUUUAUUUCACAGCCGAAUUCCUCAACAGCUGCCGCUUAAAUGCUGAGCCCGGGAAAAAAGUUUUCUAUCCUGUGGUAUUCAGCCUUUACAAUCCUGCUAUUGUCUAUGCCAAUCAAGAUAUACCACCUCCUGUGGAGCAGCAAUUGGUACACAAGAAGGAUUCUGGUUUCUGGAGGGAUUUUGGCUUUGGGAUGACUUGUCAAUAUCGGACAGACUUUCUGACUGUUGGGGGUUUUGACUUGGAGGUGAAAGGCUGGGGCGGCGAGGAUGUCCACCUGUACAGGAAGUACUUGCACGGGGAGCUGAUGGUGGUCAGGACGCCGGUGCCGGGGCUGUUCCACCUGUGGCACGAGAAGCACUGUGCGGACGAGCUGACGCCGGAGCAGUACCGCAUGUGCAUCCAGUCCAAGGCCAUGAACGAGGCAUCGCACUCGCACCUGGGCAUGCUGGUGUUCCGCGAGGAGAUCGAGGCGCACCUGCGCAAGCAGGCCUACAGGACUAACAGCGAGGCCACGCGCUGAGGGCCGCCCCGACUGCAGAUUCACACUGAACCAGCACCCUUCCACAGCCUUAAUCAGCUUACUAAUGCAGUGCCUCUCUUUUUCAGUGAAGAACAGUCUAGGGGGUUUUUGGUUCUCGUGUUUGUUUUCCCAGUAAUCCUUUGGCUGAUAGGCUCUCACGUAUCGUGUGAGUUCCACAACCUCAGCUAAGCUGGACAGCACAUGUAGAUCAAGGAAAGUGUCUGCAGUAUCAACUGGAAAAAUCUGUGGAAUGUACAAUUCAACACUUUUCCAUGUGGUACAUUUCUGUUCUUAUGUUUGCAUUCUUUUGAGAAUUAAAUGAAAUAAUCUUUCGUGUCUUGAGUAUUUUCAGUCUGUAUGGCUCACUGCACUGUGACUUUAGAAGGAUACUAUACUCCAUUGUAGAAACAAGGGAAAGGUGUGGAGAAAUAUCACCAUGAAAGGUAUAUGGACAUGCUGAUUCCACAGCAAGGGCUUGCUGCCACACUUGCUGUAUUAACAGACAUUGACAUGGUUGAAUAGAGAAUAAUUUAGGGGGGUGAGAAGGAAAAUCCUUUCAAGUGGAAUUUUAGAGCAUAUAAUGGAAGUUCACACUGCAAAGGAAAUGCCACCCUUUUAUUUCAGUGAUGGAUCAGACAAAUUGGGAACAUUCCAGCUGGGUGUUUCUGUGCCUGCUCUUUCCCUACAGUAGAUGCCAUAUCCCUUCUAUAAACUGAGCUGUGCUAUUAAACUUGUUUGCGUAAAUAUUUUUUUGGCCACACUCCUUCUUAUUCCAAGGCCCAGCCUAUGUAUCUCAUCCUUUAAGUUGAGGAACCACAUUUUCAUUCCCAUAUGAAUUUAUUAGAGGCCUGUUUGCUAUUAUGCCAAUGUUUUCUUGUGCAUUCUUUCUCUUUUGGGCAUUUUCCUGACAUGUUUUUGUAAGAUGUCAUAUAGUUGUUACAGUGACUGAAAAAGCAAGUGCUAUUACAGUCCUUCUUUAUACAAUGCUCUUCAUUACACUGAUCAUCCUAGCAGCCUUAUUCUUCACUUUUUCAGUUUGACGAUGUUUUAGGGUUUUGGUUCUUUUUCCUCUGGGUUUUUUUUUUGUUCUGUUUUGUUUGUUUUUUGUUGGGUUUUUUUCUUUGUUUUUUUGUUUUGUUUUGCUUAUUGGGUUUUUGGAGCAUGUUUAAGUGGAAUUAUGCUGUGCUCUCAUUAGUGCCUUGUACAAUGGCACUACUACUUUGGUACUUACCUUUUGGGUGUUUUGGGAUGCAUAAACAGUUCAAAUGCAGGCAGGUCAUUUUUCUCCAUGUUGUCUUAUAUGAUACCAUAUGGCAUGCCUCGUUUUUUAAUACAUUUGUUUAUAGAAUGAAUGCAGAAAAUGCUAAUUCAGUGGUUAAACCAUUUGCAUGGUUUCUGCUGAAUUUAGAUAUUAGUUGAAAACCUUUCUCAAACCAGGUAACUAAGAUCUGUAUGGAUUUAUUUUGCUCAAGAAUUCUGAAGAUUUAAAUGAUCGAUUUCUGACUAGCAGAUAUGCUGUGCAAAUAGUUCUGGGCACUGAUCCUUUUUUAUAUGUAUAUAAAAUGCGCCUUUAUGUAACUUAUUGUGGAGAACAGUGUACUGUAUUGUAUUUAGAGUGAAGAGAAUGCAUUGCAGGACUUCUUGCAAUUGAUAUUCUCAAUAUAAUAAAUGGAAUUUCUGCAU
Messenger RNA from Passer montanus (Eurasian tree sparrow), 4101 nucleotides. It is a transcript of the gene CSGALNACT2, whose product is annotated as chondroitin sulfate N-acetylgalactosaminyltransferase 2. The record is from RefSeq and is a predicted model, not a curated record. Lineage: Eukaryota; Metazoa; Chordata; Aves; Passeriformes; Passeridae. Gene Ontology annotation, cellular component: Golgi cisterna membrane. The transcript is spliced from 8 exons. Gene Ontology annotation, molecular function: glucuronosyl-N-acetylgalactosaminyl-proteoglycan 4-beta-N-acetylgalactosaminyltransferase activity. Bases 787 to 2418 code for a protein of 543 amino acids.